This is a messenger RNA of Elgaria multicarinata webbii, 1273 nucleotides long. RefSeq names its product ankyrin repeat domain 65 (gene ANKRD65). Lineage: Eukaryota; Metazoa; Chordata; Lepidosauria; Squamata; Anguidae. The transcript is spliced from 4 exons. Gene Ontology annotation, molecular function: protein binding. Gene Ontology annotation, cellular component: ciliary inversin compartment. The coding region runs from base 44 to 1273 and encodes 409 amino acids. Gene Ontology annotation, biological process: protein localization to ciliary inversin compartment. The record is from RefSeq and is a predicted model, not a curated record.
UUGGCCUUCAAGAAAAGAGCUCCUGUCAACAUUACAAGAGAACAUGACAGGCGUGAGAGCCGAGACGGAGCUGGCAAGGAGGUGGAUGGUGUUGAGCGAAGAGGCGGCCAUGGAGGGCAACCUGAGCGGAGACGGCAGCGAGCCCCUUGCUAAGGCUACUGAGAAUAAUUUGAUGCCAGGUGCGGUGCAGCAAAGCCGGCAUGAGCUCCAUUGGGCGGCCAGGAACGGGAACACGCACAGGGUCAAGCAAUUGUUGAAGCAAGGAGCAGCUACGGAAAGCAGAGAUGAGAAUGGGUGGACGCUGUUACACGCCGCCUCCUUGAACGGCUACGCCAUCUUGGUGAAGUUUCUCAUCCAACGUGGCGCUCUGGUCAGUGCGGGCAACGACGUGGGCUACACACCCCUGCAUCAUGCCGCUUGGAGUGGCCACACUCAAGUGGCGGAGAUCCUCGUGGCUCGGGGGGCCCCCGUAAUGGCAUCGACUGGAAAAGGCCUGACCCCACUUCACCACGCGGCAGCCAAUGGACACACCCUGAUGACGCAGCUCCUCUUGCGGCGGGGGGCGGACCCCGCUGGCGUGGACUGCAACCAAUGGGCGGCCUUGCAUUGGGCCACAGCCAACAACCAGCUGCAUAUUAUGGACUUGCUGACUUCCCAGGGCGUCAGCCCCAAUCUAGGGAGCAAGGGGGGCAUUACACCAUUACAUAUCGCAGCAGAGCUGGGACGAACCCGCACUCUGCGUCUCUUGCUUGCCCAGGGCGCUGACGUGAACGUUCAGGACGGCCUGGGAAGGACAGCGCUUUCCAUCGCUUCCAACAACGGCAGCUACGAGAUUGUGAAGCAACUGCUCCAAAGCCAAGCCGAGGUCAACCUGGCUGACCGCUACGGCUGCACCGCGCUGCACAAGGCCGCGACGGCGGGACACCUGCUCACCGUCCAGCUCUUGGUCGAAGGAGGGGCUGCCGGCGUUAACGGCAGGGACAGCCUCGGUCUGACUCCUCUCCACAGAGCUGCGAACUGUGGCCACGGCCACGUAGCCGGCUACCUCCUGGAGCGAGGAGCCGAGGUCAACGCAGCUGGCUGGCUAGCCAAAACUCCGUUGCACCUAGCCGCGGAAAAAAGACACGUCGCCUUGAUGGAACUUUUGUUGGCAAACGGGGCCAAUCGCAAGCUGAGGACUCGGUGGAAGGAAACGGCUAAGGAGCUGGCAUCGGAGGCUUCAAUUUCUGGGCCGCCUCAGACUCACCUCACCUUUACCUCCACUGUCUCCUGA